Galendromus occidentalis (western predatory mite) is the source of this 1695-nucleotide messenger RNA. RefSeq names its product major facilitator superfamily domain-containing protein 4A. The record is from RefSeq and is a predicted model, not a curated record. NCBI's taxonomy places the organism in Eukaryota, Metazoa, Arthropoda, Arachnida, Mesostigmata, Phytoseiidae. Gene Ontology annotation, biological process: transmembrane transport. The transcript has 9 exons. Gene Ontology annotation, molecular function: D-glucose transmembrane transporter activity. Bases 248 to 1528 code for a protein of 426 amino acids.
ACCACUCGGCGUUUUUGGAAGGUCCGAGGGCUUCACGGGCGCAUGGAUGACGGAGGGAAAGUUUUGAGAGUCAUUUGUGAUAGAUCCAUCUACACGAACGGAAGUCACCUCCCGCUCCCGUUACGAGUAACGACCGUGGUGGGAUCCGUGUUCUUCAGCGGGAGCGAAUUACUCCAUCGGGAUUCAAACGGACUGCUCAGGUGACACUUCCACCUAAUAGAUUGCGAGUCUGGAAGCGAUUUUCAAGAUGACGGAGAAAUCAAGGCGCUCCCGAAUGGACUAUUGGCAUACUGCCAACUUGAUCAUGAUCGUUUUUAGCGUGGGACUCGUCAACAGCCUUCUCGGACCUUUCCUCAUGGACAUGGCCGAAAUCUAUUCUUCAGCCAUGAAUGAAGUGGCUGUCAUGAACUCGGCGAGGGCCAUCGGAUUAUUUAUCGGAUCCUGCGUGGGAGGCUUCCUCUAUGAGCGCAUCAACGACCAAAUCCUGAUGAUUAUCAUGGGCGCCGUAUAUGGAGUCGGGACGGUCCUCCAUCCGCUCCUCCCAGACCUCACCUACUUCCACGUCUUGGGUUUCAUCUUAGGAGUAGCGAUCGGGAUCUCCCAUAUAGGAUCGCAAGUGCGUCUCGUGACCCUGUGGGCGGAGGACAGCGCUCCGGCUAUCCAAGCCAUCCACGCUUCCUACGGCGUCGGUGCCACGAUCGGACCUUUUGUCGGUGCACCUUUCCUGAGUCUGAGGGAAAACGAUAUCAUUGUGAAGGAGACACGAAUCUACAUUCCGUAUGCGGCUUCCGGAUUCCUCUUCUUCUUGAUUCUAAUAUCAAUGAUAGCGGCAUAUUGCGUAGAUCCGAUUGGAAUCAAGAAGGCCAAGGAGAGCAAGAAGGUCAGAGACGACGACUCGAGUAGAGCUUUCGAAACUGUCCUCAUGGCGCUUCUCGUUCUUUAUCUGACUACAAGCGUCAACAUCGAAUCAACGUUCAGUACUCUGAUCUCGGUCUAUGCUCACGGCAGCCCUCUACUGGAGUUCUCGAAACCUGAUGCGGCCUACUUGGCGGGAGUGUUCUGGACUACUUUCACGGGAGGCCGGAUCGUUUCGAUCUUCGUGGCCGCCUUCUUCGACGUGAAGAAAUUCCUCCUCGUCUCCCAUUCGCUCGUGCUCUGCGCCUCAGGUAUUCUCGUCCUGUUCGGUUCCUCCGCUGCGUGCACUUGGAUCGGAGUGGCUCUGAUGGGAUCAGGCGUGUCCGCCAUGUACGGCGCCGCUAAAGCUCUAGUAUUCAAAUACUUCCACUUGAGGCAUUUCCAUAUCAGCAUGAUUCUUACGGGCGCGUGUUUGGGGAUCGCAGUGCCUGCUUAUUUUGUACCACCGGUUGUGGAAAGAUGGCCCAUGUUUCUCCCGUACUAUAUCGGGACCUGUAAUAUUUCGCAUUUGAUCGUUUUACUCCUGAUGUUCAACGCUGUCAGGGGCAAGCGAACGAUACAUGAGGCGAACGAGAAACCGAAAGGGAUCCAAAAAGAAGAUGCUCUCCCGUGAUCGCAACUACCUUUAGCUAGAGUUAAAAAUCUUCGAGACCCUCUCGUGUGUACUUGAACGCAAGCGUGGCUAUGUUGUAUCGAGCCAAGGAUAUCUUUUUCCUCUUUCUUUCACGUUGCCUCCACAUACUUGUCGCUUGUGAGGCGCAAUCCUGUGCAUUGUCCUUG